Molecule: messenger RNA, 567 nt
Organism: Striga hermonthica
Lineage: Eukaryota; Viridiplantae; Streptophyta; Magnoliopsida; Lamiales; Orobanchaceae
Source: the annotation of a GenBank genome assembly
AUGUCAAGAACCAUUCCAAGAGUUGAGGAAUUUUUCUUUGAGUUCUUACGGGUUGAUGACACCUCUGGAUUGGGGCUUUUUAAUGUUUUAUUGGAUGCACUGCGGUCUCUUGGUUUGAACAUUGAUGAUGUGAGAGGCCAAGGUUAUGACAAUGGUUCGAACAUGAAGGGGAAACAUCAAGCUGUUACAUUCUUUGGUGUUAUACAACAGAUAUACUGUCUGUUUGCACGCUCUACUAAAAGGUGGAAAAUUUUGAAGGAUAAUGUUGAGAGGUUUACUGUCAAACCCUUGUCUGAUACUCGUUGGGAGAGUCGAGUAAAGAGUGUGCAGCCUAUCAGGUAUCAAACCCCGCAAAUAAUAUCAGCUUUGAAGGAACUAGAAAGAGUUGCUAAAGAUGAACAUGACUCCAAAACAGGUCCUCCCAACCCCCUUGUGCACCACAUAGGAGGCGAUAUCCUCGCCAUCGACGGUGCUAUAAAGUUGUGUUCCGACAUCCCCGCUCUCGCGCUAGCUGCAGUGAAAUUCCUAGAGAUCCGACCAGCUGACAUGAGGAGAUCCGACGACUAA